AUCCCUAUAUCAGUUUUGCAAUUUUUCCUUGUGUUGAUUCAUUCUCAGGUGACCAAAUUGGUUUGUUCAUUUGAGUGAUGUGCUUACAUUAGUUACAUGAAUCCUCUCUAAUCAACUCCUGUAAACCCUAAUUCCAAUUUCACCAAAAAUGGCGUACAGAUUGAUCUCUCGCAGAUAUUCUUCUAGUCUCAUAAAACCCUCUCAUUUCAUCACCCAAAAACCCCAAAUCUCCAUUUUGCAUUCCCAAACAAUUACAGACUCAAAACCCACAAAUCAUAAUCUCAAUUUUAUUAGGGUUUACUUAAGUUCUGCAGCCGAAUCGACGACUCAUGACUCAAUUGACAAAAAGCCCCGAUCUUUGAUCAAUUUGACCGAUUUGAAUCAAACCCAGUUGAUAAAUCAAAAACCCAGAUAUUUUUCAAGCUCAGAUUCGGAUAAAUCCCCAAACCCAAGUGAGUACCCAAGCAAAACCCCCAAUUUCAAGCACCAAGAAAUAGAAGGACCAACAGUAGAGAGAGAUUUGUCAGCUUUAGCCAAUGAAACCAGAGAAGUACUAGAAAAAAUGAUGAAGAGCAUUUAUGGUUUCAGCAAGGUUAUAGCUGUACUUGGAUUGGUUCAACUUGGAGUUGGAGGUUGGAUUUCUUAUAUUACUAAAGAAAAUCCAAUGCUAGAAGUGUCGAUUCAAAGCUUUGCGGCUUUCGGGUUCCCUUUUACGUUGGCGUUUCUGUUGAGACAAUCGUUGAAACCGAUGCAUUUUCUUAAGAAAAUGGAGGAGCUUGGCAGGUUACAGAUUUUGACUCUUGCUCUUCAAGUUGCUAAAAAUUUGAAUACUUUGUUUGUUAGAGCUCGCAUUGUUUCUGUUGUGUGUGUUGCUGGGAUGUCACUUGGACUGUUGUUUAAUUUGGUGCAAAGAUUAGUUUAAGUGUUGAUUGUUUACGACAUUUUGUUAUGAUACGUUGUUCUUUUUGAGAUUCUAUCGAAUAACUCUUAUGAAUUGA
This is a messenger RNA of Mercurialis annua (annual mercury), 998 nucleotides long. RefSeq lists its product as uncharacterized. The transcript has a single exon. The coding region runs from base 149 to 922 and encodes 257 amino acids. The record is from RefSeq and is a predicted model, not a curated record. NCBI's taxonomy places the organism in Eukaryota, Viridiplantae, Streptophyta, Magnoliopsida, Malpighiales, Euphorbiaceae.